Molecule: messenger RNA, 5182 nt
Organism: Betta splendens (Siamese fighting fish)
Lineage: Eukaryota; Metazoa; Chordata; Actinopteri; Anabantiformes; Osphronemidae
Product: adhesion G-protein coupled receptor G5-like
Exons: 18
Coding region: 1980-4076 (698 amino acids)
Biological process (GO): adenylate cyclase-activating G protein-coupled receptor signaling pathway; cell surface receptor signaling pathway
Cellular component (GO): membrane
Molecular function (GO): G protein-coupled receptor activity
Source: RefSeq, a predicted model, not a curated record
ACAUGUUCUAUGGACAGAACAAAGACAAGGGUGGACAAUAACGUAGGUCCAAUUUGAACUGAACAGAGUGUCACCAAUUGUCUAGGACAGUCUGUAUCAUUAGCACCACCACUGGACGCCUUAGAUUAAAUGGUUUGAUUAAACAGCACACACAUUUUUCCAAAACAACAGGUUUGAUGUCACUGCUCAGCAGACACCCCGUUGACUUCAUGUUUAACUGUCGGACGCUUGUUUCUAUUUCAGGUUCUAAGUCUUCCAUUAAACCAACCGAACCCCUAAGCGAACAGACGUGAUAUAUUUAAUGGUGCGCUGUACUCACUCCAGGUCACCGUCGUGUUUUCAUGCUGUCAACUGCAGGGGUGACUGAUCUGCAGCGACUUCCGCCAUGCGCUUCUUCUCUGACUCUGCCUCACUUUCGCCGCACUGCGCCGCCGUGCUGCCCUCUAGCGGACACGACGAGCAAGUCACUAACAAAAAUGAAAACUAGGAAUGAAAAUGUUUUUUUUGCCUUAAUGUUUUAUGUGUGGUUUGUAUUAGCCUUCGCUUUGACUGCCAUAUGGUAAAGAAAUGCUAUUUAAAUAGUGAUGCACAGAGCUUCCAGUGAGCCUUUCUUCUCAUGCUUCCCUCUACACACAAAUUUUUAUGUUUGCAUCUCAUCAUGCAAAACAAACAGUAAAAACACUUGGAAACCUUUAGAACCACCCUGAGUGACAUUAUUGUUGUUUAACACGCGGGAAAAAGAGCUAGCAAUGUUAGCUGACAUAGCUAGCUCAUUAGCUACAUUAGCAGCUAAUAAUAAUAGUUGGAUCCAGAUGACAGGCUGGGUUCUCCAGGCUUUAUGCUAAGCUAAGCUAACUGACUGUGCCUUUGUGUCUCUGCAGUUGAAGUUUUGGAAAAAAAUGUAUCCAAAACUACAAUCACACCUGCUCCUUUAUAUUAAAACAUGCAGGCACUUUAAAGGAAGUGGGUAGAUUAAUUAAAGGAAAAGGAAAAAAUAUCCUGUUUUCUUUAAGCUAUAAGCUGGAACAGUCUGACUGACGGCUCUAAAAGGAGCAUGUAUUCAGAUGUGGGAACAUUUCACUGGAAACAACUUUCCUGCUCAUGCUUUUCAAUGGCUGCUAUAAAUAAAGCCAGUAGAUCUCAUCAGCUGGCGCAAAGAAAAGUGGAACUUUGCAGCCUUAGCUGCUGGAAAUAACACAGGUAUAACGUAUCGAUAGUUAUUACUGAUACUAACUGUGGGAGGUAGUUUCAUAUUCAUAGACCUAUUGUUUUAAAAAUUCAUUUUAUAUCUUGCAAAACGUGCGAUAAAACAUAAUAUUCACUCACUAACAUGAAGACAUUUCUUUACAUUUGCAGAAAGAUAGAAACAAUCCUGUUUACAUCUAAACUGAACUAAAUCUGUAUUGUGUGUGUGACACAGCAUUCCGUAUGGGUAGGACGCAUUUUGGUAACUCAAAUGCAAAUUGUAACCUUUCUCUCUUUUUUUUAUUUUAUGGUAAACAAAUGUGAGCUGGCAAGUGACACUACAGAGUUUACAGACUUUAUAAUGAAAGCUUAUUACACCUUCAUAGUUCAUUUGAGAAGUGAUUGAUUUUAGGUUUUAGUUUUUUCUGUCUUUUUACAUUUGUCUUUAACUGAUGAACAACUGACUUUUGUCUGCAGGUUUGUAUGUUUUUUAUUUUUCCCUCUAGGCCUUAUAAAAACAACUGGCUUUUUAUGAGAUCCACCAUCGACCCUGACACUCUUACAUCACCUGUGGAUGUUCAUCCAUGCAUGGUGGUAUUAUAGUUAUAGUUUGCAUAGAAGAGCCUCAUUAGUAUUUAUUUCUUGUGCCUUUUUCAGGAAUGUAAAUUUGCAAGACAAAUUUUUGCUGUGCGAGCUACGCAAAGUGUGUUUGACAUUAUAAUCCACAGGUCCAACAGAGUUAGUUUAGUGUAACUGUUCGGCGCUUGACUUUGCUUCAACCAAAGAAAGAGAACAUGACACGCAGACGCUGCAUCGCUUGGGUUUUGUUGCUGGGACUUCUAUGGAUGUCACCUAUUUCCCGAGUUCAUGGAAUAUUUGAAAGCUGUUUACCCUCAAAUAAAACUGCUGUGGUUGGUGACAAGUUCUAUGACGUCUACAAUAUUACAGGAAAUCUUUGUGUAACAUUUCUAAACAGAAACGCAUCUUUUAACAAAAACUUGACCGAUACACGGCCUCAGUGGAAUUUUAAUAAUCUGUACAUCUCAAAACAUCUUAUUAACCUGAAUUUUAGUAUGUACGUCUUAUGGGGAAAGUGCAAUACAACAAGCUACUUAUACAACGCAUCAUGUGACUACAACCUCAAUGAAACAGAGCAGUGCCAUGUUAGAUGUAUCCAGACAGGGACAAUAUGUAAAAGCAGCCUUUAUGAUGAACAGGGCUGCAAUAAGUCUGAAACAAAUGACAGGUACAUCAUCGAUGUUACAAACCCAAAUCAAACCUGCCUGAGCUGUAAUAAUCCUGCUAAGAAACCUGAUGAAUCCAUUAAAGUGAAUGUAACGGUGACUCUUACGCCAGAUGGAAACGUCAAAGCCUCUGACGCUGUGAAAGUGAUGGAUAACAUGGGUGAUCUUGUCUCCUCCAUGAACUCAUCUUCAGCUGCAUUAUCUCUAGGAGAUGGAAUCACUGGAGUCAUAGUGGCAAACAAAGACCCAGUAGACAUAGCUGAGGUCUCCUUUGGUUAUGCCUCCCCUAAUGACAGCAUAACUAUUUUAAAUAGUGAAGGUAAAUUGCAUGGCUUCUCAAGAUCUGUGUCCGUGUCCAAAGAAGCUUUUGAAAAAGCUCUCAAGUUGAACGUUACGCUGUCCUUCGCAGCUUUAAUGAGAUUCAACAAUAUGGAAAAGGACGCGUUGAACAGCACUGUCUUAGGUAACGAGGUUGUAGCGCUCGAACUGGGAGCCAGUAUCUCCAACCUCACGGAUCCUAUAAACAUCACUUUUCGGAACAUGGAAUACGACUGGAUUCCAACCUGCCACUCAUGGAACGGUCAAGGAAACCAAACAACGUGGACUCAAGAUGGAUGUAAGACCAUAACAAACGGAUCCACCAUCACAUGCCAGUGUUCACAUUUGACCUUCUUUGCCAUCUUAAUGACUGCUCCAAAUAUAACCAUCUCUAGUUCUGACUUGAACAAUCUCACUAUCAUCACCCAAGUGGGUUGUGGCUUGUCCAUGUUUUUCCUCAGCAUAGUCCUCUUCAUGCACUUUCUUAUGAGGAGGACCAAGGCCAAUAAAUCCACAAGGAUGCUGAUCCACCUCGUGGCGGCCAUGUUCCUGCUCAACUUCACCUUCCUCAUCAACAACUUUGUGGCGCAGAUGAAGAGUUCUGUGGGCUGCACCGCGAUGGCAGCCCUGAUGCAUUACUUCAUGCUGGCCACGUUCACCUGGUUCGCUGCUCAAGCCUUCCACCUUUGCCUCCAGCUGUACACGGGAGGCAAAAUCGAAGUCCAUCGUUACAUGCUGAAGGUUUCCAUCACCAGCUGGGACAUUUCAAAUCUUCUCUGCUUUCCAGUAAUACCGACUGUAAUUGGGAUUUCAUUGCUGGCUACUAAUAAAUAUGGUGAGCAACUCAUCGCUGUUGACAACUCUACAAACCCUGUGGCUAUGUGCUGGAUAACGGACGUCAACGUCCACUACAUCGUCAACAUCGGUUACUAUGGACUGGUCUUUCUCUUCACCUUCACCACCUUCAUCAUCAUCGUGUCCUGGCUCGUUUGUCUCAGGAGGCGCAACGGUGCAUCUAAAGUUAACAAAAAGGGCAAAAGCAUAAUGUCCAUAAUGGGACUGUGCUGCCUGCUGGGUCUCACGUGGGGGUUUGCCUUCUUCGCCUACGGGGUGCUCCAGAUCCCUGCCUACUACAUUUUCACAGUCCUCAAUUCAUUUCAGGGUUUCUUCCUGUUCAUCUACUACUACAACACCAGACAAACACCAGCGAGUGGCAAAAGUGACACCAAAAGCAGCACCUGCAGCAGCGCGACGGUUCAAACCAACAUUGACGUCGUGAUGAACCCCUACGCGAACUUUGGCAACAAAACAGAAAGCCUCAUGAAAUGAGUAAGACUUUAUGACCAAAGUAAAGGACAGGAGCACGUUAAGACUACAUUUUAGCAAUAAAACUUAGUUUAAAUAUUUUUAGUCACUUUCAGAGUCUUAAAGAUUUGGAUUUCUAAAAUUACUUCCAUAACAUACAACACACAACAUAAUUUUAUGCAUAAAUGUCAGUUCUCAAUGAAUACAGAAAUUAUCAGUUCUCAAUAUUUCUCACAUUAAAGUAAUUGAAGUUGCUGUGUGUAAAAGCUUAUUUAGAGUGAAAAGGUAAUAAAAUCAGAAAUAUAACACAAACAAGUCUUUAUUAAUAAUACAAUACCUUUAGUGCAUUUAGUGGCACUAACAUCAAUUCUGUAUGUACACAUUGUUUUCUAAAACCGUUCAGAGUAGGAGAGCUUCUGCUUCCCUCAGAUCCUUUUCCAAUUCGGCUGCUUCUAGAGAAAAGCUUUCCCGUUCUUGCAUCAUAAGCUCCCGUGUAUGAGUUAGAUCUGUCAUAGCUGCUUGGAUUUCCUGUACAUUAGAGGACAAACCUAAUGUGAAGCGAGUUGAAACAAGUAUCACAUUUACGCCCGUCAAUACGACCAUAUUAAUGCUUUGACUCACCUCCAGCCGAACACGUUGCUGUGAUGCAGUAUUGCUAAAAGCGAUUAAUUCAUUCAGCAGGUCUGUGGAAACACUCUGAAACAGAGAAAGGUGAAAAAGUUCCAUGAGUGGCACUAAAUUUUAUUCUCGGGGAAAUUAACCUUUCUACAUCUUUCAGACAGGUGCUGAACCUUCUAACAGAGCUCCCUCCCUUUUGAUUGCAUACUUAACCAUCUAAAUGAUAUGACCUUUGAUCAUUUGAAUGAUUAAUAAUAUACGCAGUAAAUUUUAAAAUUGGAAGUUAAAGUUUCUUUCUUCACUUUUAGGAUUUAAGAGGAUACGAGGUACAGAACAAAUCAUAGGUGUUUGGUUUUCCACCUAUAUUUUAGUUGUAGAUACUUGUGUAAUUCAGAUUCUUAUGUUUUGAUUCUAAGGUUGAUGAAGUGUAUAACAUUUGAAACAUGGCUGAAACAUAUAACAAUAUAUAAACAACAUGCAUGCAAACUGAAAUAAAAAUGUUUUUACCAUAA